UGCACGUAACAGCAGAAGGUGAAGAGUAGGUUAUAUCCACUCAGCCUGAUGCUGCAGGAUUCAUUCAUGCUUUGCAGGAGGCGCACCGAGAAACAGCUGCAAAAGCAAACAUAACAGCUGGAGAGCGUCAUUUAGCGCAUUCGGGUUUUUAUUUCAUUUUGUCCGCAUUUUGGCUGCAUCGAGGACAGACACCGGUCCGGGAUCCAUGAGACAUCCUUUAGACUGGAUACCGCUUCAGUAUCACGGUGAUGUCACUGAUGUCCAGCUGCUGACAUCUGUUCAGGUUGCGUGAAGGUGGAGUCAUGGACGCCGGGAGGCUGGAGCAGCAGGUGGCCAGCGUGGAAAGGGGGAUCUGCUUCCUGAAGCAGGAGCACCUGGCCAUGCUGACCGGCCUGCAGCUGGAGAUCACACACCUGAAGAGGCGCUGCCAGGAGCUGAGCUGUGAGCUGGACUCCAGGUUUCCAGACAGAAACACUUCAGAGGAAGAAGCAGAGCUCGCAGCUCACUGUGAGGCUGCAGAGCGCCUUCUGGAGCGCCAGCAGUGCAUGAUGGUGACUGCGCGUGGAGAGCUGCGAGCAGGCCGGGCACGAGCAGUGGCACUCGGAAGAAGCCUGAGGGAGGAGGAGCGGCGUUUCCUGGAGGAACUGAAGCGUCGCAGUCACAAGAUCACGCUGCUGAACCGAGAACUUCAACGACAAAAUGUAAUGACCUCAACUCUACACCAUGAGCUGCACAGUGCAAGGUUAAAACUUUUCCAGCAGCGGCAGAGGGCGGAAUCUGCUGCAAACAGAGAGCAGGGAGAUGUCAGACAGGAGGAGGAAGAUCAGGAAGAGCAGGAGGAAGGAGGCUCAGAAUGGCCCCUGUCUCCACAUACAGGUGCCUCCUCCAUCCAACCAGAGGGGAGAUUCAGGAGGAACAUCAGUGUGAGGGAGGAGAGGGUCAGAGCCUGUAUCCCACGGGAGAGGGUGACAUCACCACAGAGUCCACAACCAAUGCCAGACCCCGCCCUUUUCUUGGUGCCACUCAGAUACCGCCUCCUCCCUUGGAGCCAGCCAAUGAGACUUCAGCAUGGCGAGGAGGGGGAGGACGAAUGGGAAGACAUAGAGGACAGCAGGGUGCACAGAAGGGUGGACAUGGGGGCAGGCGAAGGAGAAACAGCUCUGUGACUAAGAUGUUUGCCUGCGUCUGCAUCUGAUAAACCUUUGAGAGGCUUCAGACGAGGCUGGGAUCUUCUGUAAAAAUCUUGAAAACAAGAUUUUUGAAUUAAGCUUCUCACAAAAAGGUUUCAUCUAAACUAGACGUUGGUAUAUUAUUAGUAGAUUUACUAAAUUAAGAAUGCAAAUGUUUAUUUGUAAAGUUAAGUGGGAGGUUUUUCAAUUUCAGACACAUAUUUAGCAGCAUUGCCUAAGUCAACACUUUCAUAUGUUGUUGCAGUUAAGUUUGUCUCUUGAAAAGGAUUUUUUUUAUUACCUGCACUUUAUUAAACUCAUACAACUUGCCUAGUUAUGAAAAACCAUAACCCCUGGUUUCCUGUUGUCUGUUUUUAAAACAUAUUGGAAGAUAUGAGAGAGACUUCCUCGUCCUUC
Molecule: messenger RNA, 1586 nt
Organism: Cyprinodon variegatus (sheepshead minnow)
Lineage: Eukaryota; Metazoa; Chordata; Actinopteri; Cyprinodontiformes; Cyprinodontidae
Gene: ccdc92bb
Product: coiled-coil domain-containing protein 92-like
Exons: 4
Coding region: 303-1166 (287 amino acids)
Source: RefSeq, a predicted model, not a curated record